AUGCGUUUCGACACCCCCAUCAGCCAGGUGGCUCUGGUCUCCCUGCUCGCCAGCGCAGCAGUUGCAGUGCCUCGCAACAUUCCUGCUCAGGCAGUGGAGGCUGAUCUCGUCGAGCGGGCUCCGGCCGGUGCCCUCUUGGUCGCCCCUACCACUCGUGUCGGUGGUUCUCUCAUUGUCUUGCCCGAAUUCCUGGCCACAUCGUCCGCUUUCUCGAAGUCUUCCAGCAAGACAAGUGCAAAGACGACCUCUUCCAGCAAGAAGAGCUCCUCGACAAGCAAGUCUUCGUCAAGCUCGGCCAAAAAGACUUCUUCAUCCUCAUCGGCCAAGACUACUUCGUCUGCAAAGAAGUCGUCGAGCAGCAGCAGCAGCAGCGUCAAGAAGUCUAGCAGCUCGUCCAAGGCAACCCCUUCUUCUGCAAAGUCUAGCAGUUCAGCAAAGAAGACCUCUUCGUCUUCAGUUUCGUCGAAGGCUAGCUCCUCCUCUUCGAAGGCUGGUCCUUCUACUACCAACAUUCCUGCCAAGGUUUCCAGUAUCCAGUCCAAGGUCUCAAGCGUCGAGUCCAAGGUCUCCUCAAAGGUCUCCAGUGUUGAGUCCAAGGUCUCCUCCAAGUUGGCCUCAAUUGCUUCCCAAGUCACUGCCCACAAGUCUUCUUCUGCUUCGUCUGCAAAGGCUAGCUCUAGCGCCUCUUCUUCAUCUUCGGCAUCUCAUUCUUCUUCUUCCUCUGCUAUGUCCUCCAGCUCUUCCAGCUCAUCGGUCAGCAAGUCUUCUUCCAGCUCCUCUGCUGUUUCUUCUUCGAGCAGCUCGACCCUCUCUUCCAGCUCAUCUUCGAGCAUUGCCAGCUCUUCCUCAGUCCAGAGCAGCUCUGCCUCAUCAAGCUCCUCUGCCACUCCCACCAGCUCCUUUGUCUCCAGCUCCAGCUCUUCAGCUCUUUCCUCUUCUUCAUCAUCAAGCUCGUUGAUCGAGUCUUCAUCCACUUCCUCAGCCUCGUUGACCGAGUCUUCUUCCUCUUCGUCAUCAUCUUCCUUCUCGUCAUCAGCCUCUCCUUCACCCACCCCUUCAUUCGCCGCAACCAACGGCACUCUCGCCACCAACGACAAAUUCGCCUCUUCGGUUAUUUCCUCUGUCGAGUCUCGCUUUUCUUCCGCUCUGGCAGCGAAGUCCAUCUCCAUGCCUUCCUUCUCUUCCUUCUCCACUCCCACCGGCUUUGGUACUAGCGUCCAGCCUAGUGCUACCAGUGCCUUUGUCAGCAAGGUGGAGAGUGUGAUUAGCAGUUACCUUUCUGAGAAGUCGAUUUCGGUUUCUUUGCCUACUACCACUGCUUCCGCUUCUGCUUAG
Aureobasidium melanogenum CBS 110374 is the source of this 1335-nucleotide messenger RNA. RefSeq lists its product as uncharacterized. The record is from RefSeq and is a predicted model, not a curated record. Lineage: Eukaryota; Fungi; Ascomycota; Dothideomycetes; Dothideales; Saccotheciaceae. The transcript has a single exon. The coding region runs from base 1 to 1335 and encodes 444 amino acids.